Messenger RNA from Caenorhabditis angaria, 563 nucleotides. Lineage: Eukaryota; Metazoa; Nematoda; Chromadorea; Rhabditida; Rhabditidae. The record is from the annotation of a GenBank genome assembly.
AUGGUUUGGCUAUUAUUUUUCUCACUGAUUAUUGGAGUACAAGGUAGGAAACAUGGCAUUUUACUCUAAUUACAUUUAUUUUUAAGAUGUAAUAUCAAACACUCGUUAUUUAAAAAUAAACCCUAAAGGAAUAAGGUUCAUUUUUCAGCACAAAGUAUUUUCAGCUCAAUUUUUCUUCCAACCAUUUGGCGGAUUUUUCAACCAACAACCUCAGCAGCCUCAACAACAACCCAACUUUUUCCAAAAUAAUAUUUUCCAAUUUCCAACUCAACCCCCACCUCAACCCGUGACCACAACACUUGCACCGAUUCCAAAUCCCGAUUUAGAAGUUGGAAAUUGGCAGCUUCCAAAUCCUCGUAAUUGGCCUGUUGGGCCAGAUUGGAAUGAUCCGAGAAAUACACCACAAGAACAAUUGGUGGGUUUUUUUCAAAUUAUUGAAAGUUAAUGAACAAAUAUGUGGUUUUUAGGGUUGGGGUGGAAAGGAUAGAACAACUACGGUUAAGCCAAUUGCUCGAGCACCAACAUCAAAAAGAGUUCAAAAGGCUGUUAAGAAAUUGCAUUGA